AUGUUUCCUCAAAUGAAAUUCCGCGUUUCGGGCCUGGAUGCCAAGGCGAAAUAUAUUUUGCUCUUGGAUAUCGUCGCCGCGGACGAUUACCGUUAUAAAUUUCAUAAUAGCCGCUGGAUGAUCGCCGGCAAAGCGGAUCCAGAAAUGCCAAAACGCAUGUACAUCCACCCCGACUCGCCCACAACCGGCGAACAGUGGAUGCAGAAGGUCGUCUCAUUUCACAAAUUAAAAUUGACCAACAAUAUUAGUGAUAAACAUGGAUUUGUAAGUACUGUACGUCUUCUCUGUUUACCGAAAAUUUCAUGA
This is a messenger RNA of Anastrepha obliqua, 306 nucleotides long. RefSeq names its product T-box transcription factor TBX3-like. Gene Ontology annotation, biological process: positive regulation of DNA-templated transcription; regulation of transcription by RNA polymerase II; cell fate specification. Gene Ontology annotation, molecular function: DNA-binding transcription factor activity, RNA polymerase II-specific; RNA polymerase II cis-regulatory region sequence-specific DNA binding. Bases 1 to 306 code for a protein of 101 amino acids. NCBI's taxonomy places the organism in Eukaryota, Metazoa, Arthropoda, Insecta, Diptera, Tephritidae. The transcript has 2 exons. The record is from RefSeq and is a predicted model, not a curated record. Gene Ontology annotation, cellular component: nucleus.